AAACUGUGCCUGCCGUAUUAUAUAUACCCAUCUGCCUCUCAUCUUCUUCCUCUUGCUCUGAACCUAAACUCGAUUCUUCCCCAACCUCAUAUCCAAUUCCCUCCCCAAGAUUCUGAUCUCGUCCUUGAUCAUUGAUCAGCCGUCGCUCGCAAAUGGGUCUGUUACCGACGGUGGAGAGCUGGGAGGCCGAGGUGGAGGAGUUCCGCCGCACCGUGGUGGCGUGCGCCGCCUUACACCGGAGGAAGGACGACGAGGGAUUACCCAAAAGCGCUCUUCCUCUGGAAGCUGACGGCGGGGAUGAAGGAACCAUGGUUUGUGUCACAAGCGGCGUUUCCUAUUUGGGUAUGGCUCUAGCCAACCAGCUCCUGCUUCAGGGAUACUCUGUUCGCAUCACUGUGCAUAACUCAGAUGACAUGGAGAAAUUGAGGGAGAUGGAGAGGACGAGAGGAGACAACUUGCAAGUGGUGAUGGCCAACCUCACCGAUGUGCAGAGCCUUCGCACUGCUUUUGACGGCUGUCGUGGCGUUUUUCACACCUCCGCAUUUACCGAUCCUGCCGGCCUCUCUGGCUACACUAAAUCCAUGGCAGAGAUCGAAGUUAGAGCGACUCAGAAUGUGAUGGAAGCAUGCGCUACAACACCUUCCGUGAAGAAAUGCGUCUUCACAUCGUCGCUAUCCGCGUGUUUAUGGCAAGACAAUGCCCGACCUGACGUCCCCUCUGUCAUUAACCACGCCUCCUGGAGCUCUGAAUCCCUCUGCAUUGACAGCAAGCUGUGGUAUGCAUUGGGGAAGACCAGGGCGGAGAAGAGGGCUUGGAAAAUAGCUGCAGAACAGGGUUUGCAGCUCGCUACCAUCUGCCCCGCACUCAUCACGGGCCCUGAAUUUUGCCGCAGAAAUCCAACCGCAACAAUUGCUUAUCUCAAAGGAGCCCAAGAAAUGUAUUCCCAUGGAUUGCUGGCUACUGUGGACGUGGUCAAAGUAGCGGAAGCUCAUGUGUGCGUUUACAAGGCAAUGGACGGGACCGCGUCCGGCAGAUACGUUUGCUUUGACAGAGUGAUUGAUAGCCCACGUGAGGCAGAGAAGCUAGCCAAGCAGACUGGCAUGCCAGUCGACAAGAUAUGCGGCAAUCAAACGCCCGCUCACCCCUACAGGAUUGCCCUCUCAAAUCAGAAACUCUGCAGGCUCAUGUCUAGGCCACUCACGUGCUACAGCCAGUAUUAGAUGAUAAUGAUACUCUGUCACCCCUGUUUUAUUUGUUCGUCACGCCUCUGUAGAAAACGGGGGGAGUCCUGGAUGAGCCUUGCUGCUCGUGUUCCUCGGGUGUAAUAUUUAAUUUAUUUAUAAUUCAUGGUAGUCAUUCAAUUUUGCUUUA
Prosopis cineraria is the source of this 1371-nucleotide messenger RNA. Its product is annotated as cinnamoyl-CoA reductase-like SNL6. Gene Ontology annotation, biological process: steroid biosynthetic process. Lineage: Eukaryota; Viridiplantae; Streptophyta; Magnoliopsida; Fabales; Fabaceae. Gene Ontology annotation, molecular function: 3-beta-hydroxy-Delta5-steroid dehydrogenase (NAD+) activity. Bases 153 to 1220 code for a protein of 355 amino acids. The record is from RefSeq and is a predicted model, not a curated record. The transcript has 5 exons.